Molecule: messenger RNA, 2329 nt
Organism: Vitis vinifera (wine grape)
Lineage: Eukaryota; Viridiplantae; Streptophyta; Magnoliopsida; Vitales; Vitaceae
Exons: 4
Coding region: 236-889 (217 amino acids)
Molecular function (GO): DNA-binding transcription factor activity; DNA binding
Source: RefSeq, a predicted model, not a curated record
AAAUGGGAGGCAUCAGACAUAAAAUUAGAAACAAAGGAUGAGAUGUAAGAUAUAAGGAAGGAUAAAGAGAACUAUAUAAAUACUCUUAGAAAAGAAAGUGAUUAUGUGAUAAUACAAAAGAAAGUGAGAUAUAAUAAAGUGACCAGUAAAUUAAUUACAGAAACAGCCAAUUCUAUAUACGUGCACCAGUUUCAAAGUUGAUAGUUUCAUUCUCUCUCGCAAGAAGUGAAGAAAAAUGUCUCAGAAAAGAGAUAGCAGUGCAAGCCCAUCGGACGAAGAAAUGAAGAAAAAGGUGAAACUUGAUGCGUCUUCAUCAAAUGGAUCAGCUUCUGCGAUUGGAACGGCUGCUAAUGAAGAUAGCUUGAAGCCAUUAAUGGAAUCCAGCGACAAGGCCAAUACGGAUUCUUCAUCACUGAAUAUUCAUGGCCAACAUUCCCAAACUGAGAAUAUGGGGAGUCCAUCUUCCUCAUUAAGAAAAUCGCCCAGUUCCAGCAGAGAAGAGCAGUCGCCUGGCUUGGUAGAUGGUGGACCAAGUGAGAGACAACUCGUCUACAUGAAGAAGUUGACAUUCAGCGACAUCUACUAUGGGAGGAUGAUGAUUCCACUGGAAUGUGCAGCAGUAUUUUUCCCUGGACUCAAGAGAAGGAUAAUCCUACCAGUUAUGGACAGUAAGAGGCAGCUCUGGGAUAUAGAGGCUUCAUUCGAUGAGUUGAGCUCUUGCUACAUGCUUCGGGCGAACUGGAAUACAUUUGCCAAUGAACAUGGUUUAAGACCCGAAGAUAAAAUUUUCUUCUACCAAGACCCCAAGCUUGACUACUACUUGAUUGAAUAUGAAAAACGGGGAGGGAAUGGGCAAUUGCCAGGGAGAGUUGCUGCUGAAGACAAGUGAGGGGCAGUUUUGGGUCGUGCAAUGCAUCGGAGACAAGGUUAAUCCAAAGCCUUUUUAUCAUUUCCAUAUGUGAAAAUAACAAGAUUGAUGAGCGAAGAAGGAAGAAGGAGAAAGGAAAGAUCAACAUUGUAUGCAGUCACCAGCUUCCUUUAUUAGGCAUAUAUAUAUAUAGUGUCUGUCUGUACCAUGCAGCACUGAGAGCUUACAAAGAGUCUGCAUGGCUGAUGUGAUUUUUAGUUUGGUUUCAGUAUGCUGAUUAAUUCACCUAGCAUCAGACCUGGAAAAUUUGUUGGACAGCAGGAUCUUUGACAUUUUCCUUAACAAAUAAUACCUAGGGAUAACCGAUUAAAAGGGACAAAAAUCCCUCAAUAUUGCAAAACUAACCCUUUACUUAUUUAGGUCUCAAAAAUGACCCAAUUUGGACAAAAAUACCCCCUCACCCCCUCAGUUAUCUUUCUCAGCCCUUUUUCCCUCCAACUCCAAUUUUCUCUUGUAUUGUGUCUCUUCGUUACCCUUUUUCCCUCCAACUCCAAUUUUCUCUUGUAUUGUGUCUCUUCGUUACCCUGCAAACCCAUUUGUUCCAUCUGUUAACCUGCGAGAAAGAAGUCACGAAGGAUUUUUCUGUUUAUUGCAAGAGAACAAAAAGGCAACACAAUACAAAGAAAAAACAGAAAGUAAGUUUCACUGUUUCAUUCUUUGAUUUUGGUUUUUCGAACUGUAUAUAUGAAUCUUCAUCCAUGAAAUGAGAAGAAACCCUAAGUGUCUUAUUUUGGUUCUUAUUUUUUUCUUUUAAUCAAACCCGAUUUUUCAUCUUUCUGAUAUUGUGUGUUGAUUCAGUUCAUGAAAAUGGAGGAAGAAAAAAAUUCUGUGAUGAAAAAUACGAAACAGAAGAGGUAUAAAAUUUUGGGAAAAAAGAGAAGUGAAAGAAAGCCAGGUUUUGAAACCUCUUCAUCGUCAUCAGAAAAUGAGAAGAAAUCAACUGAUUCAAUUGACAUUCCUCCUCCUCUCCUAUCUUUUAUAUCUAAAAUAUCUAAAGAGGAGUACUUUCCUGGAAAAAUUGCAUGUUUGUCUCACUUGGUAGCCAUUGAAAAUAUUAAGAAGAAAUUGACUGAACCACAAUUGGAGAUGUUUAGAAAAUCAUGUUUUGGUCAUUUUUUACUCCUUCCCGAACUUAGAUUUUCAGCCCAAAUUGUUCAUCAAUUGUUGUUACGUCAAUGUGAAACCAAAAAAGACAAUGAAAUAUGGAUUUUAUUAAAGUCAAAGGGCUUAAGAUUUAGUAAAGAAGAGUUUGCAUUGAUUACGGGCUUGAGUUUUGGUCCUAUUACAAAAUGUGAUAAAAAAUCAUUACGAAUAAGGGACACAUACUUUAAAGGAGAAAACAAGGUGCGUAAUGAUGAGUUGGAGAAAGUUUUUCUUUCUUUAGGAGAGGAAAAGAAAAAG